UUAAACUGCAUAUAGGGUUUUCGUCCUCUCGAACAAAUCAGCGAAUCUCAAUAGUUUCCGAAACUCGAAUCAGUUGGUUACCGUGAGUCUGUUUGAUCAGAUAUGGCGUCGGUUUCAUCUGCUUUAAGCAAUAACAGCGGCGACACCACCUCAAUUACCGCCUCCACCGUCGUCAGAACCACCAACAGCCCGAUGCCGAUGAAAGGUUCGAAGAAUCUUCGCGGUCUUAACAAACCUAAAUGCAUCAACUGUGGCAAUGUCGCUCGUUCCAGGUGUCCGUACCAGGCAUGCAAAAGUUGCUGCGCGAAAGCUCAAAAUCCAUGCCAUAUACACGUGUUGAAGAGCAAUCCAUCGCUCCCUGAGAAGGCACCGUCCUCAACCCUAUCUUUUACGGAUCAGCACUCAAACGAAAUAUCCUCAUCUGGGAAUGCACAUAGAGUCACCUCACUUCGGCAGCUCUCGAGUAAUUUUGCUCAAUUUAACAAUUUGCAAACUCCGUCUCGUGCAAGGAAGCCGCUAACAAGAAAGGAGGCGUCUCAGAUUAAUGAAUGGAGGUUUUCAAAGUUGAAGGAAUACGAGGAAAGGAACAUAGAAAUAGAAAACGAAGCUUUCGAUAGAUAUUUGCAAAAUAUCACUCUUUUGGAAGAGGUUUUUACCAAGUAUAAAUCAACUGAUGAAGACGGGAUGGAACAAGGAAAGAGUGAAACGAUGAUAUUAAAUUUGAAAACGAGGCUUAGAGCCAACCCUAUUAGAAGUGAAAAUUUGAGAGACAAAUUGAGGUUCAUUAUUAACAAUGGUCUAAGAAAUCUUAAAACGGAGACCCCUACCGGCAAUGAAGAAACUGAACAUGCUAGCACGCCUAAGAAGGCAAGGUAUUCAACUUUAGUUGAACUCAACAAAAAACUGAGUAGUGCCCGUACACAUGAAGAUCUAAAAUCUUGCCAGCUGCUAAAAGCCCGUCUCUCCAAUCAACCUGAACGGAUAGUUGAAGAAUAUGAGAACAUCGAGGAUGACAAACCUGAACAAAAGUCGGAAAACUACCGGUCAAAAUGGUAUAGCCCAGUUACAAUCAAUCACGAAGCUCUUGGUCACAUUGAUGCACAGUUUUCUUCCCUUGAAGAGAUUGAACGUUUCUGAUCUUUAACUUUUGCCAUAUCUCGGUCUAAUGAUGCAGGACGUAUAAUGAUAUUUAGUAUUGUACCGUUGAUGUACUCUUUAGUAGUUUAGUUUAGAUGAUGAUUCUUAACCUUCGUUUGAAAGUAUGAAAUGUUUUGUUGAAAA
Messenger RNA from Helianthus annuus (common sunflower), 1281 nucleotides. RefSeq lists its product as uncharacterized. The transcript is spliced from 5 exons. The record is from RefSeq and is a predicted model, not a curated record. The coding region runs from base 103 to 1137 and encodes 344 amino acids. Lineage: Eukaryota; Viridiplantae; Streptophyta; Magnoliopsida; Asterales; Asteraceae.